Trichoderma citrinoviride is the source of this 1011-nucleotide messenger RNA. RefSeq lists its product as hypothetical. NCBI's taxonomy places the organism in Eukaryota, Fungi, Ascomycota, Sordariomycetes, Hypocreales, Hypocreaceae. The transcript is spliced from 2 exons. Bases 1 to 1011 code for a protein of 336 amino acids. The record is from RefSeq and is a predicted model, not a curated record.
AUGUUGGCAGUCCGCCUCCGAGCUCCUCGGCUUAUAAGUCGCGGCCUCGCAACCACUGCGUCCGCAUCCAAACCUUCACCACCCCCGGGCCUGCACUGGCCGGCAGUCGUCCGCCCAAGCGCCAAUGAGGUGAAGAGCGGCCGGCUCGACGAGCGCAACCUCGAAAGGGCCGUGCGACACAUCCACCAGGAUGGUCUCGUGGUGAUUGAAAAUGUCGUGCCACACAGCGACAUCGACAUUCUCAACACCAAAAUGGUGCAAGACGCUCGCGUGCUCCAGGCCAGGGGCGAAAGCGGGCCGUUCAACUACAACCAGGGCAAUCUGCAGCAAGACGCGCCUCCCGUUGCCGAGUUUUUCUUCCCAUCAAUAUUCACAAACACCAUUGCCACCCAGAUCACGUCCGCCGUCCUCGGCCCUCGACCAAAAUGGACCUUUUGCUCUGCCAACUCGGCCAUGCCUCCCCUCCCCGGCGCCGCUCCACAGCGACAGCCAGUGCACUCCGAUGCCGAUUUCGCACACCCGACACAUCCCUUCGCCCUCGUCGUCAACGUGCCUCUGGUAACAAUGACGCCCGAGAACGGCUCGACGGAGCUCUGGCUAGGCACGCACAACACCGACAUCUCCUACCAAGAAGGCACCCACGGCGAACGAGCCAGCGGCCGCAUCAAGGAGAACCACCUCCGCGAUCGCGAAGCCGUCCGCCCUCCUAUCCAACCCACUGUGAAGAAAGGCUCAGUCGUGCUGCGCGAUCUGAGGCUUUGGCACGCUGGGAUGCCGAACCCCUCGGACCAGGUCCGGAUCAUGCUCGCCAUGAUUCACUUUGCGCCCUGGUAUCGGAAUCCAAUGAGGCUGCAGUUUGGCGAGGACUUGAAGCCCGUCUUGGAAGAGCUUGAUCGAAGGGGGCAGCUGGGGCUGGACGUCCCGGUGGAUUGGGUCAGCUCGGAGGAGGCGAUGAGGACGUACCUGGACCGUGGGUUCGGGAACAGUUAUGAUUUUAACCAGACGCCCUGA